Racocetra persica is the source of this 1262-nucleotide messenger RNA. The record is from the annotation of a GenBank genome assembly. Lineage: Eukaryota; Fungi; Glomeromycota; Glomeromycetes; Diversisporales; Gigasporaceae.
UGUUUCAAAUAUUAAUCCAAACCCUGGUAUACAAAAUGCGCCAGGUUUCCAAAAUCAUCAUGUUAAUAACCAAACUCCUCCAAAUGCUGGUGGACGAAAUGCACCAGGUUUCCAAAACCCACAUAUUAAUCUCCCAACUCCUCCAAAUUCUGGUGGACAAAAUACACCAGGUUUCCAACGCCAACAUGUUAAUAAUCAAAGUCCUACUACGACACCAAAUUCCGGUGUGCAAACGCCACAGUCUUUAAGUUUAAAUUCUGGUAGUAAACAGCUUUCCUCUCCCGAUGGUAAUAGUGCCGCUUUUACUACCGUUAUUGAGUGUCCGCAAAUACCGCAAUGUAAUGAUGUUAAAACAAGAUAUAAAAAAGAAUAUGGAACCGUUCUAGGUUAUGAGGAUACUAAGGAAUGUCACGCCGGCUAUCAUGCAGGAUUUGGUGACGUUGAAGGAUUGCGUCAUCAUUUCACCCAUGGUGCAAAAGUUAACGGAACCUCACGUUUCUUAAAUACAAGGGAACAUCUUGUAAUAAUCGCCGCAAGAUAUUGCAGUAGAAGUAAAUUGGUCGAAAUAUUUAAAGUUUUAAAAGAACAUAACGCGAAUUUCAAAUGUACUUCAAAUAUCAAUGGAAAAACAGCAUUACAUCAUUUAUAUGAAAACCCAUCUUUAACCAGAGAUCUCAGUGAUUCUAAAGGAUUACAAAAGUUUCAUAAGCAUAUGAAAGAAGCAAUAGAGUUUUUAGUAGCCAAUGGAUGUAAUAUUAAUGCUAUGGACAAUAGUCGACAAACAAUAUUAUCAUAUUAUUUAUGUGAUAAAUUUAGACACAGAGAGUUCGCACCAAUUGUUUUAAUGUUACUAAAAAAUGGGGCAGACCCAACUGUUCCGUUAAAAACUACGGUACUACAGCCAUAUAAUGCACCCAAUGCAUUGUAUUUAGCUGUAAAAAUUGGUUGGCCAAUUGAGGUUCUUGAUGCGUUAUUAAGUAAGGGAGCAAGAGGUGAUGUGAAAGAUGAAAAUGGUGAUAAUCUAUUAGUAUUAGCUGCUAGAGAAAAACAAUCUGCUACAGUUGAUUGGGUAUUAGAGACAAUUCCUGAAGCUAGUACUAGAGAUUGUAUAGAAGCUGCUAUGAAACUCUCAGAUAGAAAAGAAAGAAGUAAACUUUCUAAAUGGAAAGGGUCUGAAGGAGCAAGUAGACGACGGCUAGUCCAAGCAAAUUAUAUACCCGGGUUUGGAUUAAUAUUUGAAACACUAUUUAAUGGGACAUUUG